AUGUCACUCAUCAGUGACCCCGACUAUCUUAUUCAUUCCUUGCGGUUGAACUACCUUCGUAACGUGGGAGAUGUGUAUGGAGCGCGUCUGAUCUCGUUUGACCCCUCUUAUGACUCCAAUCCAUACGUCCUCGCAUCAGGUCUCGCCGACAUCGGAAAGUGGGAGGAGCUUGGUUUCCCAUCCAGCCCAGUACCCAGCGAUGAUGAAGCUGGCCCUAGCAAUCGCCCUAGUGGCUAUCCUCGAGCGACGGGGCUGAGAUACACGACCACGAUCAUGGGUCCUUCGCGCGUAGGUGCAAUGGGUCUCAGAGUUUCUGGGAAACGUGCUUCGGUGCUAAAGAGCUCGUAUCGACACUCUUUACGCUCUUUACGCUCUGAAAAAGACACUGCCAAUGUUAUCGCUGUAGACACUAAUCCGCCAGAGAAUAUGCCCAUCGGACCCGCAUCGGCACCCUCACCUGCCGUGGACGUUCUUCACUCCCCGGACAAGUCUACUGUAAUUAGUUCUGCUACAUCUCUCAAAUCGACCACACCAAUACAGGAGCAGAAGGAUCUACCGAAGGCGAUAUCUCCCGAAUUUCGACCUAAGUUCAAGGGUGCUGCGGAGAUGGAGGCGAGGCGAAGACAGCGCAUACUUGCUCGUGCUCGACCACCCCCUGUUGAUCUGCUCCCCAUCCCGACUGUUGAUACCAAACCAGACUUCUCAUCUUCAGAGUCUGAAUCUGACUUGGAGGAAGAGGAAGAGGAGGUCGACGACGACGACGGUGAAGCUGACGAGGAGGUGAUAUUAGAUGAGGACGAAGAUGAGGAUGAAGACUUCGACUUUGUUCCUCCCGAUAGCAGCAUCGAUAUGGAUGAGGACGUAUUUGAUCCGGAAUAUGCAGCAAGCCGUGGGCUAAGCAGUAUGAACACCAACUCUGACAGUGAUGGAGUCUCUAUCUUGUCUGGAGCGAACUCGCUCAUGUCAACAUCGGCCUCGGCAUCCUCCAUAAUUGCCUCAUCCAUGCAGCCCGGCAGUAGUGCCCGCGUCCGCAACCGCUUGAGUCCGGUUAGAGAGGGUCGCCACAGCGAAGAGCGAGCUAUUGAUAUCAUGCCGGAGCGUCCAGAGGAGUCGGCGCCGAUUGAAGUGGGCUUCGAUAUGGUGGUUCCUAUAUUCAAGAGGGACCAGCGCGCCCAGGUGUCGGAUAAGCCAUCUUCCAAUCUCGUUGGCGGAGGCAACGCUGAUACACAAGAUCUGUUCGCUCGUCGUCCCGUUUCUGCAAGACAGCCUGGAAAAUCUGCGUUAUCGACAAUGCUAGCUGAAUCUUCUAGUUCAUCUUCUUCCAAUCCCUUCACCGAGCUAUACAGCGCCAUCUCUGGGCGCUCUGAGUCGGAAAGCAUGGGCGUUAAUAUCUACUUCCCUCAUGCGCGCGAACCUGCUGGGCGUCAUCUGAAGUUGACAGUCAGAAACGACGCAUCAGUAGAAGAGGUUCUCGGCUUUGCGUUGUGGAGCUAUUGGGAGGAAGGUUGGCUUCCGAAAUUGGACGACGGUCUUUCAGGCGAAGAUGAUCCAAAAUGGGAAACACGCUGUUCCGCAGUCGGAUGGAUCUUGCGGAUCGCAGAGGAUGACGGAGAAGUCGACGAGGAUUUCCCUCCUCCUGAUCGUACUGGGAGAAUAUCUAAGUUCAAUUUUGAUGCCUAUGCUGCCCUCGAGGCCACUCCCGCCCAAGUUCAACAGAACAAAAUCCUAGAUGCCAAGAUUCAGCGUCGGUUAUCACGUAUCGUGAUAAAGAAGAAGAAAUCAACCGGGCUUCUAAACGCUACUAGCGGUGGUACUAUGUUGGCUCCUCCUGCUCUUGAUGGACUCUUAGGAAUAAGUGCUGGCAUGGGCUCAUUCGCGUCUUCUGUUGGCAUGUUCCCGAGCUCUCUUGGCCCAUCGAGCAGCCAUGGGCCCCCACAGUUCCUGAGAAUCAGGAUAGCUGACACCGUUGAUGCUGGACAUGUAUCGACGACUAUACCUGCAUCGAGUGGCAUGUACAUGGCCGAGGUCCUUGAUCAUGUCUGCCAGAAGCGCAAGCUGAUUGAUUCCAAGGACUAUGCGCUAAUUCUUGAUCUCAUUUCUGCGAAGGUAUACAUACCGCUCGAUCGAACAGUGAGAAGUUUGCAGGGAAAACGUGAUCUCAUUUUGGUGAAGAAGAAUAUGCUUCAGGCCUAUGGGGUGGAGAUGAGUAACGGAUCUGGUAGGACUACUGAUCCUAACGCCUCGAUCUUCGAAAGGAGCUCAGAAGUGCCGGAACCUUCAUUCAACUCCAUAUUCGACUACACGAACGCUUAUAGGGGUCGUCUUAUACAGAAAUACACUGUCUAUCGCAAGGUUCCGAUGCUGGUCACUCGCAGCGCUCGGGUUCUCGCCAUUGACGGAGGCUAUAUCCAUAUUAUGCCUAUGUCUAACAAGGCGAAACAUAUGUUCGACAGCGGCAAGACACCCUCUUAUCACUUGAAGAGCGUAGUGAACUGCCAGCAGUCUAGUAAGAACAGCUCGGCUUUCAAGUUAAUCGUGCAUACUACUGCCGAAAGGAAUAAGCGAUACGACUUUGAGGCUGAGAGUCCCAAAAUAGCUAGUGAGAUCGUCCAAACAAUCCGGGCCUUGAAGUUGGCUAUGGAGCGACCGGGGACGAUGAAGCAAUCGCGCAGGAGUCGGCAUGUCAGCUGA
Fibroporia radiculosa is the source of this 2691-nucleotide messenger RNA. RefSeq lists its product as uncharacterized. The record is from RefSeq and is a predicted model, not a curated record. Bases 1 to 2691 code for a protein of 896 amino acids. NCBI's taxonomy places the organism in Eukaryota, Fungi, Basidiomycota, Agaricomycetes, Polyporales, Fibroporiaceae. Gene Ontology annotation, cellular component: cytoplasm; plasma membrane; TORC2 complex. Gene Ontology annotation, biological process: TORC2 signaling. Gene Ontology annotation, molecular function: phosphatidylinositol-4,5-bisphosphate binding. The transcript is spliced from 10 exons.